AUGUCUAAAGACUGCGAGAAGCACGGAGGCGGCGACGGAGGAGAAGGAGUCGCCACUCGAAUCUGCGGAGCGAUCAUCGGCUUCAUCAUCAUUGUCUUGAUAACAAUCUUCCUCGUCUUGAUAAUCCUCCGACCAACAAAACCAAGAUUCAUCCUCCAAGACGCCUCCGUCUUCGCCUUCAACCUCUCGCAGCCUAAACUCCUAACCUCAAACUUGCAGGUCAGAAUCGCUACACACAACCCAAACUCCAGAAUCGAAAUCUACUACGACCGUCUCCACGUCUACGCUACUUACUGGAACCAGCAAAUCACUCUCCGUACGGCCAUUCCUCCAAAGUAUCAAGGACACAAAGAAGACAACGUUUGGUCCCCUUUUAUCUACGCCCUUGCUCUCGGCGACGAGCAGAACCGUGGGUUCGUCGCGUUGAUUAUACGCGCGGAUGGGCGCGUGAGGUGGAAGGUUGGGACUCUUAUCACCGGGAAGUAUCAUCUUCAUGUUCGUUGUCCGUCUUAUAUCUCGGCGACAAGCAGAACCGUAAAACGCCACUAA
Molecule: messenger RNA, 549 nt
Organism: Eutrema salsugineum
Lineage: Eukaryota; Viridiplantae; Streptophyta; Magnoliopsida; Brassicales; Brassicaceae
Product: NDR1/HIN1-like protein 12
Biological process (GO): defense response to other organism
Source: RefSeq, a predicted model, not a curated record